Harmonia axyridis is the source of this 518-nucleotide messenger RNA. RefSeq names its product small nuclear ribonucleoprotein F (gene SmF). Gene Ontology annotation, molecular function: RNA binding. Gene Ontology annotation, cellular component: U1 snRNP; catalytic step 2 spliceosome. The transcript has 2 exons. Bases 173 to 439 code for a protein of 88 amino acids. Lineage: Eukaryota; Metazoa; Arthropoda; Insecta; Coleoptera; Coccinellidae. Gene Ontology annotation, biological process: mRNA splicing, via spliceosome; spliceosomal snRNP assembly. The record is from RefSeq and is a predicted model, not a curated record.
CAAAUCUCUCUAUGGUCUUAGUAUUGUAAGAUUUGUUCGAAAAUUUUGUAGGUUAGUUGUUGUUAGUGUAUGAACUACCUACGUUAAGCGAACGUUAUUAGAAAAUAUAGGCUCUUUAAGUAAUCUUGACUGCUUUUGAUAUUAUUUUUGAAUAAAGCAAAAAAAGCUCAACAUGUCGACUGCUAUGCCAAUAAAUCCCAAACCUUUUCUUAACAGUUUGACCGGCAAAGCUGUGAUGGUAAAACUUAAAUGGGGGCAUGAAUAUAAAGGUUACCUUGUUUCUACUGAUGGGUAUAUGAAUUUACAACUCGCCCAAACAGAGGAAUUCAUUGAUGGAGCAUCAUCAGGGAUGCUAGGAGAAGUACUAGUCAGGUGUAACAACAUUCUAUUCAUUAGAGGAGUUGAAGAGGAAGACGAAGAAGGAGAAACAAGGGAUUGAUAUGAAUCAACCAAUCUAAAGUCAUGUUAUGUGAGAGUGGUAAUUUGUAUAUGUGUGAAAUAAAUACUUUUUCAAUAUA